AAAGCUUUUAAAGCAAAAAUAAUAUCGGGAUUGUAUAAAAGGACCUUAAAGGAUAUAAAUAUUUUAGCCUUUAAAAAAUCGGUUACUUGCUUUAAAUGCGGGCAAUUAAGCCAUAUCGUUGCAAUAUGCAAAAUACGGACGAAUAACCCGGAAACCCCGUUGGCCUUAGCGACCAUACAAAAGGCAAAAGGGAAAAGGCCCGAAAUACGGUGUUACGGGUGUAAAAAGCUAGGCCAUAUCCGGCCGGCGUGCCCCAAAAAAAGCAAAAUAUCGUUACCCAAUUUAACACCGCUAUUUAGCCGUUUAAAUACCGGGGCUUAA
Molecule: messenger RNA, 321 nt
Organism: Gaeumannomyces tritici R3-111a-1
Lineage: Eukaryota; Fungi; Ascomycota; Sordariomycetes; Magnaporthales; Magnaporthaceae
Exons: 1
Molecular function (GO): zinc ion binding; nucleic acid binding
Source: RefSeq, a predicted model, not a curated record